CUGACUACCACAACAACAAAGCAUCAAUUUAAUAACUAAAGUACAGGUGUAUUGUUCUUUUUCCACGUUUGUAUUCAGGCUGCUGCCCUACAUAAUCAUGGAAGAUGUACAAUCAACCAUGGUACCAAAGUACACUGCAAGAUUCUUCAUUGCAUCCUCUUGUUUAAGUUUCAUGUUUUUUACAAUUCUAACAUGUUUUAUAAGUCCAAUCAUUUCAAGAAUAUUUAUCAGUUAUGGAAGGCUAUCUAAAUCAAAGCAGUGUGACUGGGAAACAAGAAUUGCCUCUAAUUUACAUGCUGUUAUUGUCAGUGGUAUUUCUAUAUAUUGYUUGCUAUUUGACCAUGAAACAAAUGCAAAUCCUAUUUGGAAUGAUUCCUUCUUACCAAGACUUGGAGUUGCCAUUACUUUAGGAUAUAUCAUAUCAGAUUUCUUUGUGAUUGUUAUUAACUAUAAUCUAAUUGGAGAUGAUGCUAUGCUGAUACAUCAUGUAAUGGCAAUCAUUGCUUAUGUCUUUGUUGUUGGAAUUGGUCUCUUACCAUUCUUUGCAAACUUUCGUCAGCUGGCUGAAUGUUCAACAGUCUUUGUGAAUCAAAGGUGGUAUUUCUCAGUUAUUGGAGAGCCUCAUUCAUCUCGGAGCUUCCUAAUAAAUGCUUGGUCGAUGGUUAUAUCGUUUUUCCUUUGYCGUAUAGCGGUCAUUCCAUAUUACUACUAUAAAUGCUUUAUUGUAUGGGACACACCUGGAAGRCGACUACUGGGAGUCAUACCUCAGACUUUAUGGAUCUUCACCAGUACUGUACUGGACGUUCUUAACGUAUUUUGGAUGACCAAAAUGAUACGAGGUGGUAUUAAAAUUCUAAAGGCACAAAGCAARAAACAGUAGAAACAGGAAUUACAUGAUAUUUUAACAAAUCAAUUUUAUAGCAGAAUUAUAUAAACAUAGUCUUUCGCAUGGAAGGCCUUAUUUGAACGAAAUUUGUUAUCUGUUUUAAAUCAAGUUAUCGUACUUGACKUACUGAUAUUCAGUGUUUCACCAGUGUAAUAUAGGUUGAGAAAUGUUUCUAUUGUGAAUACAGAAUCGAAUGUAGAUUGUACCAUUUUAGGUAUUAUUUCCGAUUUUUGAUAUAGUCUAUUCUAUUAUGAUUUUCUUUAUUUACAGUAGAUUCCGUCGAAAGAGAUAUAUUGGAGAACUAAUGAAAUAAUUACUAUUUUCGGUAAUAUUUGUCCUUAUAUCGGGUGUAUCACUUGUAUCAUGGGUAAUUCCAUAUAAUCUCCUUUCUUCACUAAAUAAGACCCAAAAUAAAUCCAACUCUAUAUUUAAGCGACGUUUACACGAGCAAUUUUUCCUAGACAAGGAAAAAUUGCUGGUGUAAAUGGAGUAAAAUGGACAAUUUUUCCUUGUUAAGGAAAAGCCAACAUGUCCGCUUUUCCUUGACAAGGAAAAAUUGUCAAGGACGAAAUUUGCUCGUGUAAAUGGACAACAAGGGAAAUG
Molecule: messenger RNA, 1489 nt
Organism: Exaiptasia diaphana
Lineage: Eukaryota; Metazoa; Cnidaria; Anthozoa; Actiniaria; Aiptasiidae
Product: transmembrane protein 56-A
Exons: 7
Coding region: 98-880 (260 amino acids)
Biological process (GO): lipid homeostasis
Cellular component (GO): membrane; endoplasmic reticulum
Source: RefSeq, a predicted model, not a curated record